Messenger RNA from Ostertagia ostertagi, 738 nucleotides. Lineage: Eukaryota; Metazoa; Nematoda; Chromadorea; Rhabditida; Trichostrongylidae. The record is from the annotation of a GenBank genome assembly.
AUGAUAUGCAAUAAAUUAAUGAGGCCAAAUCCGUUGCAUAUCACCUUCAAGAAUCCAAAUUGGCCAGCAAACUUUAUAACUCCUGAGAAUGUUCUGGAAUAUUUUUGCAACUCUGACAAUGCAUUCUACGAUAAAGGAUCUUGUAACGAAAACGUGCGCAUGCAAAACAUCUCGCGACCGUUGGAGGAGUGUCUGCUCUCUAUGACUGGUAUCCAAUACGUGUUGUGGAGUGCGCAGCCGCCGCUUUAUGUUAUUUGUAAGCACAGAAGAAAUAAUAUGCAGAAUGUAACACCUCUUGCGUAUUACUAUAUUAUAAAUGGCACCGUUUACCAAGCUCCAGACGUCUAUACAUUUGUUCAGUCGCGAUUGCUCGGUGCUGUUGAGCCUCUGAAGAACGCGUUCGAUCAGGUCGUACAGUAUUCGAGGUAUAAUGUUGCAAAGGGUUACUAUUGGCAGUUUGACAAGAAACCUGUGGUUAAAAAGGAAGAAGAUAAGCCAGAGGAGGAACAACCACUUCAAGCGCGCAGCACACACUUCCAGAAAACACGUACACAUAUGUUGAUGCAGAACCUCUUUGAGAUGUUCCCAGCUGGAAAUGCUGUGGCAAUUUCGGACCCUCCUGAAAAGUCGGAACCAAUGGAUACCGAAGAAAAACCGGAAACGAAUGGCGAUCUAGCGGCACAACCAGUUGAAGGAACGGCUCCAAUACCCAGCACUUCAGCCGCCAAGCCCAAGUAA